GUAACUGCGAUGACUGCUUCAAUGCUAUGCUUAAGAGCUGCUCAGAGAUAAACCUCAGUAUCACUUGGACUGAUGUGUGUGAAGUCCUUGGGAGACAAACAGUGGAUCGUAAAGAGGUGGCAGAAAGCAUUAGGCAAUAUUUCCGAUGAAAGUUUGGAAGAAAGUCUAUAGUAGGGAAGAUAGAUAGCUAGACAUACUAGAAUAAUACACAAGAACUUUAUGCUAAGGCUUAAUUUACUUGAGCUGAUCAUAAUUUUACUGACAAGAAAAGAAGGGCCGGUCAGAGCACUAAUUUUGUGUAUGGCAUGCAAUGAAUUCAUUAAAAAUUAAACAGGAAGUGGUUUAAAUUAAUUCAUGCAUACUUGUAGAUCAUCUACAUGUAGAGUAUGUAGAGAAAUAUAAAUACUCCAAUGUCUCCUCUCAAUGUCUCUCUGCUGGUUCUGGCAUUCUGUUUGCUGCUUCAGUGUGGAGAUGUCAAGCCCAAUCCAGGACCAACAAAUCCUGGGUAUAAAGUAAUGCUUUCUUGUGGAGAAGAGAUUGUGGAAGGUCUCUCCAGAAAUCUGAAAGCUAUAGCUCUAUCGUUGCUCGCUAAAGACUUGAUAUCAUUGGAUGUAUAUGAGGAAACAAUCAAGCUAAACGAAACUAAUACAGAUAAAGCGCGAAGACUCCACCUAAAAGUGCUGAAACUAGUGCAGCAAUCUCCAGAAAAGUAUGAAGUCUUUGUUGAAGUCUUCCAGCAACAACAAAACCAAUUAUGUGGAGAUAUUGUUCUUGCACUCAAUACGAGCUACAAUCAGCAUGCAGAGGAAGAAAGAAUCAAGCAGAGAGAUUCGGAAGAAGUUAUUGUCCAAGAAAACGAAGAUGGUGACUUUAUUCGAAGUGAUUCUCUUGCAACAUCAGCAACAUCAGACUUUAGCUCCCCACCAACUAGCCCAAUGUCAUGGAGUUCUGCUUCUUCACCGUCUUCCUCACUAACUGGGCCAACCUUUACAUCAAGAAAAAAACGAGUUGACAUGAUUAACACCAAGAACCUAACAUUAGUGAAGAGACAUUUUUCUAUUUUUUUAAAUAAGGUAAAGAAGGGGUUUAAAAGUAUUACCUUGGAUAUGAAGGAAUUCAAGACAGACUUGAUCACUCGUUACCCUGAUAAUACUAAUGAUAUUUCUGGUCUUGAAGAUACAGAUAGUAUUUUUACAUACUUUAUCAAUGGUUGCCUCUGGGACUUUUGGAAUUGUGAUGAUCUCUGUGAGGUUAUUAAUACAUAUGGUAAUGAGGCGAUGCUAACUUCUGAAAAGCGGUAUCAAGAAGAGAGAGAACAUUAUUUUGCUACCACUACCCUCACAAAUUAUUUAUUUGAAAACAGUCAUGUUCUGUCACGAGAUACUAAGAAACCUAAAAUAACCACAGCUCAAAAAAGAAGCAGUGUAGACUAUCGUUAUACAUUGUCAGUCAAACUGGACGUGGAAGUAAGUACACACACUUUAAAGUACAUUGAGGAGUUGUGGAAGAAAAUGUCUUAUUUGGGUCUACCUAAAAUAGGAGUAAUACUUGACAAAAUUGUUUCUGGAUGUGUACGAGUGAUUUGGUUCAUACUUCGAGAAAAAAUUGCUAGUGAAUUUCGAAAAAGAGCUUUGCAACCUGAAGCAGCCGAGUUCUAUAAAGAGAACAUAAUCAUUCAGGUAUUAUUGAACGACGAAUGUCUUUACUCUACUAAAGAUUUUAUUUCCUCAAUUACAAGUGAUGUGUUUAAGUUAUCAACCUCUGAAUCAAUUGAAGAAGAGCCAGCUGAGACUAAGGAGCUGAGUGCGCCGGAAGAGGAACCUGCUGAGACUAAGGAGCUAAGUGCGCCUGAAGAGGAACCUGCUGAGACUAAGGAGCUGAGUGCGCCUGAAGAGGAACCUGCUGAGACUAAGGAGCUAAGUGCGCCUGAAGAGGAACCUGCUGAGACUAAGGAGCUGAGUGCGCCUGAAGAGGAACCUGCUGAGACUAAGGAGCUGAGUGCGCCUGAAGAGGAACCUGCUGAGACUAAGGAGCUGAGUGCGCCUGAAGAGGAACCUGCUGAGACUAAGGAGCUGAGUGCGCCUGAAGAGGAACCUGCUGAGACUAAGGAGCUGAGUGCGCCUGAAGAGGAACCUGCUGAGACUAAGGAGCUGAGUGCACCUAAAGAGGAACCGGGCGAAACACAGGAUGAAGAAACUGAGUCUCUUGAGGAGGAGGAGUCUACAGUGAAUGAUGCAGCUGAUGAAGUGAAGAGUAAAGAGAAGGAUUCUGUAGAAAAAGACAUCAGUGAUGAGCCUGUGAAAAGUGAACCACCUGCUAAAGAACAGAGUACUGGAAUUACAAUCUCGGAGAAGUUACUGGCAGAAUGUCGCAGUAAGACAGCUGACAUUGAAGUAGUGAGAGGCUACCUGGAGCAAGAAGACUGUGACGCCAAUAUCAGGGAAAAUGAUGACUUCAGGUGGAGUCCAUUGAUGUGGGCUCUUGAGAACAAACACUUUGAGAUUUGCAAACUGCUUCUGGAAUACAAGCCUCAAGUUCAUAUUCAGGACAAAAAAGCGUGGUCUCCGUUGGUGCUGGCUUGCAGAGCAGGAGACCUGGAGAUAGUGCAGGGAAUAGUGGCACUGGGAGCAGAGAUUGACCUGCCCACAAAUACAAAAUGGACUCCUCUGAUGUGGGCUGCUCAAGAGGGUCAUGUAAAGAUGGCUACAUUUCUACUGGAGAAGGGAGCAUUUGUGGAUUUCCCUGACGAGAAUGGGUGGACUCCAGUCAUGCAAGCCAGUCAGGGAGGUCAUGUGGGCGUGAUCAAUAUCCUGCUGGAUCACAAUGCUAAAGUCAACCAUCAAACUGAAACAACCUGGUGUGCUCUGAUGGCGGCUGCUAAGAACAAGCACAGUGAUGCAGUGGACACACUUCUGAAGAGAGGAGCUCAAGUGGACAUACAGAGAGAUGAUGGAUCCACCACGCUGCAAGUUGCAAGCUAUUACAAAGGCAACUCUGCUGUCAUGAAGACCUUGAUCAAACAUGGAGCAAAUAUUGAUCACCUAAAUAAGGAUGGCAUGACUGCUCUGAUGCUGGCCACUAACAAGGGUCACCUGGGUGUAGUGCAGGACCUCAUCCAGGGAGGAGCAGACACUAACAAACAACAUCCUGAGACGGGAUGGACUCCCAUUUUCUUUGCUGCCAAAAGUGGUAAAAUGGAUAUUUUCAAGGAAUUACUUUAUAAUGGAGCAAAAACUGAAAUUGAGGGAAGGAAUGUGGUUGAUGUUGCAAGCAUGUUCAAACGUGAAGAAAUGCUUUCUGAGCUUAAAACAUUUGAGCAAGCAUCACACAGAAUUAUCUCUAGUAGUGUGAAUCCACCAAGUUUAGAGGCAGCUGAGCCAACUUCAGUGGAACAAGAACCAUCCAUAACUGAACCAAAGGUUGAGAUAUCACCUGAAGAGGUUACUAAACCAGAGCAAAAGUUGGCUGAGGACUCCACAGAAGAGGUGAUAAUAGAGCCUCCACAGCUGCCUGACCCUGAGGCAGUGAAGCCUUCACUCUCCACCACUGAGGAGUUGUCUCAAAUGGACACAAAAGCCACCAAGGAGAAGAAAUCAGAAGCCAAGAAAUCCUCCAAAGACAUUGAAAAAGAGGCGAAGAUUAUUGAGCUCUUGCUGAUGGGAUUUGCUAAUAGAAUGGUCAAUCCAUCUAGCAAUAAAUAUCGAUAUGAAAAGACCAACAUCGCUGAUGUCAUUGGAGGGAAAGGAGUGAAAUCAUUUGAAGAAAUUACUCACAAACAUUUUAGUGGAACCCCUAGUAUUCAGAGGGCCAUUGCUAUUUCAGAAGAUCCCGAUGAUAAUUUUUUUUUAUGAAAUAGAUCUACUGCUGUAUAAGAUAUACAUGAAUGAUGUAUGGCAUAAAUACAUACUAUUGAGUUAUUGUUAUUCCACAUCCGCA
Molecule: messenger RNA, 3936 nt
Organism: Halichondria panicea
Lineage: Eukaryota; Metazoa; Porifera; Demospongiae; Suberitida; Halichondriidae
Product: ankyrin repeat and KH domain-containing protein mask-like
Exons: 17
Coding region: 411-3851 (1146 amino acids)
Molecular function (GO): protein binding
Source: RefSeq, a predicted model, not a curated record